AUGAUGAAGCCAUCUUCUCCAACCCCAAAAUGCAUGCAAAAAUACCAAUUUUCAUUUAUCGAUCAAAAUACAGUUUUAUCAUUCAUUCCGGCGGUCUUGUUCUACCCUUCAAACCCCACUAUUCCCAACUCGGAAAAAUCAAAGCUGCUGAAGAAAUCCUUAUCGGAGGUCCUCUCCAUAUACCACCCUCUCGCCGGCCGCCGCGUGGGCAAUCUCUACGUUGACUGCAGCGACGCCGGCGCACCCUUCUCUGAAGCCGAAGCAGACUGCGACCUCUCGCUAGCUGUUACCAAUCCAAACCCUAGUAAUUUGAAGAAACUUCUACCCCACGAGACGGAUGAGUUCCAUGAUCUUUGCCUGGCUGUUCACGCCACCUAUUUCCGCUGCGGCGGCCUCGCCGUUGGGAUCCUUCUCUCGCACAAGGUCGCCGACGCAUCAUCUUACCUCUUGUUCCUCAAAACCUGGUCCGCCGUCGCAACAAACGGUGGGGCCGUGCCGCUGCCCAAGUUUGAGCUUGCUGCCUAUGCUCCUCAGUUGGACAUCCUCAGUUGCCAGCCUCCGCCUGGAUUAGCGGAGGGAGACGUCGCCACCACGAUCCUCACGUUCGCAGCAGCGGAGAUCGCCACUCUCCAGGAGAGGUACAGCGCCCCGGGCCGUCGACGUCCGAGUCGGGUGGAGGCUCUCUCGGCUUUUAUAUGGACACGGUUCGUGUCAGCAACGGGCGCUGUAUCUGACCCGGAUCAGAUCUGCAUUGUGUAUAAUGCGAUAAACCUAAGGAACCGGGCCGAUCCGCCCCUGUCGGAUCACCAGUUCGGUAACUUCAUUGCGCCUUCGACGGCUUUCGUGAGGGCUGGCGACAGUGGCGUGGACAUUGUGAGGAAGGUGCGGGAAGCGUCGAAGAGGAUCGGCGCAGGAUACGUGGCCGGGCUGAAGAAGAGGGAGAUGCAAUUGGAAGACAUAAUGGGUCAUGUUCGAGCCAGUGAAGGCGUGAUGGUUAAAAUGUUCUUCUCGAGUCUCUGUGGAUUUCCUUGGUGGCAUGUAGAUUUCGGGUGGGGCAGACCUGCCCGGUUUGGAACCAUUGGGUUGCCCUUCCAGAAUUUGGUACAUUUUAUGGAUACAAAUGGUGGGGAUGGAGUAGAGGCACUCAUUCAAUUGAGCAUACAAGAUAUGGAGAAAUUCCAAGCUCAUUUAUCACUCAAUAGUAAAUUGUAA
This is a messenger RNA of Salvia splendens (bonfire salvia), 1212 nucleotides long. Its product is annotated as stemmadenine O-acetyltransferase. The record is from RefSeq and is a predicted model, not a curated record. The transcript is spliced from 2 exons. NCBI's taxonomy places the organism in Eukaryota, Viridiplantae, Streptophyta, Magnoliopsida, Lamiales, Lamiaceae. The coding region runs from base 1 to 1212 and encodes 403 amino acids.